Molecule: messenger RNA, 2943 nt
Organism: Nematostella vectensis (starlet sea anemone)
Lineage: Eukaryota; Metazoa; Cnidaria; Anthozoa; Actiniaria; Edwardsiidae
Exons: 4
Coding region: 401-2365 (654 amino acids)
Source: RefSeq, a predicted model, not a curated record
UAAAUAGAGCAGCCAUCUUUGGUGAUUCAGUUGUAAACGAGUCCCCGUUUCGGACAAUUUAUACGUUUCGCGUGGUAUCUAAGGUCAAGAGAGUGAAAUUACAAAAUCGCCGAUGGAGCGAUGCUUUAGAGGGUUUGAACAUUUGUAAUUUUGAGAGUUUUUUGGCGGAGUUCACUCUGAGUUCGUAGGAACUGGUGUUCGAAUCUUCGCCACAUUCUCAAGUGGGAUACUCCGUGCUCUCCAGCUUUCAGGACUAAAGCUUUUCCAAAGGGUGUUAGAUACAAAUACUUAUAUUUCGUGGUAAACCACAAGGGUAUUAAACACAUAUUCAUAGAAGAAGUGAGACAACUUCAAACAUUGUUUGUUUAGUGGAUAAAACAGAAAUAACAAGAAAGGUGAAAUGGGAUGUGGAUCAAGUGCAGAGCCAGGCAGAGAAAGGCUAGGGCAACCUAUUCCAAACGGAAAUGUCAAACAUGACAGCCCUUCUCCGCCAGCCAGAGCUAACAGUCCUGAGAAAUCCAAGUCAAGAGGGGGCUCUGCUAGCUCUCGUAAAAGUGACCACAGGCGGACUUCAGCUUGUUCACACAAGAGCGAAAAGUCUCAUAACUCUUACAAAAGAAAUAGAAGUCGAAAGUCUUCAUCUUCUUCAUCGUCUGACUCAUCUCAUGGAAGUAAAGAGUGCAUAAAAGAACCCCUUGCUAAGGAACCAGAGCCUAUUGCUAAUCAGGAACCGAUUCAAGAGACAAAGCCCGAUAAGGAACAACCGCCUGAUCCUGAUGUCAAUCAAAACCAGGAGGAACCAGAAGAACCAAAACCGGAAGAACCUGCUGUGCAGCCAGAAAAGACUGAGGAGGAAACGGUGCAAGACCCACAGCCAGAUUUCAGUGAAGAUGUCAUUAAGCAAUUUGCUGAUUUAGAAACUGUGAUUAAAGACCUCGAGGCCAAAAAUUCUGAGGCGGCCCAUAGGGCGAAGCAUCUACAACUAUUGGAGCUGCACAAAAGUCUGACAGAGCAAGAAAAGCAAGUUGAGGUGUUGAAACAGCAAACGGCAAAAGAAUACCAAGAUGUGGUGUCCAUGGUACAUCCAUCUGUCAGGGCCAUGUUUGCCACAGAAUCCGAGCACAGUGAACACAUGAAAAAGGAGCAUCAGGAAUAUAUGGAUGCAUUAAAUAAGCAGGAGGUUGCUGAGCAAGAGUUUAACACCAUGAAGGAACAAUAUAAAAACUUAUAUAACACAUUUCAGUCUGAGGUUGAGACAGUGAAACAGGAGACUGAGUUGCUAGGCAAGAAACGGCAUGAGCAAGAGGAGAUACUGGGCAAGAUUUUUAAUGAUACGUAUGGCAGUGACAACGAAUGGAAGCUAGAGAUGGAACUGGACGCUCUUGGAGACCAGAAAGAAAGGGUUCAAGCAGCACACACAAAGUGGACAAAUGCUAGGAAGUUUCUGUAUACUGCUGCCAAUCAAAUUCUGUGGGCUCUACGUCGUUGGUCACAAAUAGGGGAACACAAUGUGCAAGCCCCAAUGGUGAAGUACCAGAUGUCAGCAGAGACCAGGAACCACCUGGUUGCUGGACUGCAGAAUGUCCAAAGCACACAUGGAUUUUUGGCUCCUCUUGAAGUGCCAUAUUGCAAGAAGGAGGAUCUGGAGGCAUUAAAAUCUGCUAUAAAUACCAUAUUCCAAGAUGUCCAAGUCCACACACGCUACCAGCAAGCCUAUGCAUUUUACCUGAGCACCUACAACAAGUGCUUGAACCUCCUUAAGUGGAUUGAUAAUGUGCUAGACAGCACCAUAAACAAGGACCUUGUCCAAGUCCGCAAGCAGUUCCAUGAGAAGUACUAUGAGCUCAAGGAAGAGAGAAUCAACUUGAUCCAGGCCAAGAUCAAAGAAAAGCUGGGAAUGGAUAUGACUCUAGAACUAAACAAAGAGGAAUUCAAGGAGGUGGAAGCUGAAAAAACAGGCAUGGAUGUGGCUACAGCAGAAAUUGUAGAGAAAGAAGAGGGCACAGAAGAAGCCCCAACACCUAAUGAAGAAUCUGACAAUCCACCUCCAGCUGUCAUCCCAAUGGCAGUAGAGGGAGAAGCUGCUGAUGAAAGCCAAGACAUACAACCAGAGGCCAAGCCCUUAUCACUGUCCGAGUUAGCCCCACCCCCAUCUCAAGACGACCUGUUUGGAGACAUUGAACAGCUGAAGAAAAAGCAUGAAGAAGAGAUGGCAGAGUUUGAGAAGGCACAAGAGUUGAACAAGACUAGGGUCGAGCAAGGGCUACAGGAGAAGCUAAGAGCAAGGCGCAGCAGGCGGCGAAAGAUGGAGGUUGAAAAAGCAGAAGAGUUGUCACUAGCACCACCACCAGCCACAGAGAUGUAAUUAGAUCAUUGCCAAACCUGCCAACUCUCACAGGAGUCUCAAGGUUUUCAGCCACAGGGGUUUCAAGGCUUUCAGAUCUCCCAAUAAAAAAUCCAUAUAGUUACCUUAUAUCUCCCAGAUAAAUACCUUGUUUUUAUCAUUAACACCUUCUGAUUUCGAGCUAUCAGUGUUGGCUGUAUGCAAAACAAAAGUCAUUUUAUUUCAAGUGCAAGGAAAAAACAUUGUAAAGGCAAUAUUUUAUACUUUCCACAUCUGAGUCAAUGACACACUUCAUAUCAGAUGGACACAAACUAUCAGUAUAAAAAAAUCGAGAAAAGGAAAACAAAAUGAACUGCAAAUGAUUUGUUCCAAAUAAUGGAAUGGCCCAAUGCACUUACUGAAGUGUCAAGCCUUAGACUUUGGUUGGGGGUCAGGAGAGGGUCUAACUUGUUUCAAAGGGGAUCAUUGAUUAGUGAUAAAAAGGUUGUUCUUGCUUAAGGAAAAAAAAAUUCAUUUCAAUGUAUAUAGUUUAGCCAUUGCUAAUUAAACUAAUUUUAGUUAUACAUUGUACAUACUAACAAGAAAAACAUGUAUGUGAA